Messenger RNA from Amorphotheca resinae ATCC 22711, 1218 nucleotides. RefSeq lists its product as hypothetical. The record is from RefSeq and is a predicted model, not a curated record. The transcript has a single exon. Gene Ontology annotation, molecular function: monooxygenase activity; heme binding; iron ion binding. The annotation marks the transcript as partial. NCBI's taxonomy places the organism in Eukaryota, Fungi, Ascomycota, Leotiomycetes, Helotiales, Amorphothecaceae.
AUUCCUGGUCCCUUCAUCACCCGGUUCUCCAAACUCCCUCUUCUGUACAAAACCAUUACCUUGAACCGCACUAGAUACAUCCACGACUUGCACCAGAAGUAUGGCCCCAUUGUUCGCCUGGCCCCUGAUGAGAUCUCCGUCAACGACCCACCGUCCGUGGGCCCAGUCUACAACUACGAGAAGACGCACUUCUACAAUGCCUUUGAGGCCUUUGGAGCCAAGAACAUGUUCAGCACUCCAGACCGGAGGAACCACAGCGGCAGGAGAAAGAACCUAGGCGCCGAAUACACCAGGACGUAUAUCCUGCGGCCAGAGCACCUGUCCGUCAUCUACGACCGAGCUCGACAGAUGAUGGCUUCGAUCAAGGACAACUCCACUGUCGACGUCUUCUACCUUUUCAACUACCUCGCCCAAGACGUGAUCUCUGGAUUCUUCUUUGGUGACAAGAACGGCAGCCACCUUCUCCUCGGUGAAGACACCUCCGUCUUCAACUCCUGGCACAGACGCCGCCAUACCUUCCACUGGCUCGCCGAACUCCCCAAUGUCACGCAGCUCAUCUACCGCACCGGCCUCGCCCGCUUAAUUCCCGGUUUCCAAAUUGCCGUCCGGGGUGAGCGCGAAGUCAACGAGAUGAUCGUCAAAUGGAUAGACAGAUGCGACCCUGACAAAGCCCAUCUUCUCACCAAGCUCGUCUCCACCGGCAUGCCACGCCCAGAAAUCGCCGCCGAAGUCAUGGACCACAUGGGAGCGGGUCAUGAAACUACCGGAACGACGUUGACUUUCAUGAUUGACCACCUGUCCAAGAACCCCGAGCAGCAAGCGAAGCUCCACGCCGAACUGCAGAACGUCGACCUCAAUGACUUCGCUGCUGUUGACAAGCUGCCCUACCUCCACGGCGUCGUGCUCGAGACUCUGCGUCUGUACUCAUCCAUCCCGGCCUCUGAACCCCGUGUUAUCCCCGUCGGCGGCGCCCGCAUUCUCGACAAGAACAUCCCUGCUGGUACCGUCAUCUCCGCCCAGCCAUACUCGAUGCACCGCGAACCAGCCUACUUCCAGGCGCCACUUGCCUUCAUCCCUGAGCGCUGGAACAACCCGACGCCGGAGGCGAAGACGGCAUGGAUGGCGUUUGGAAAGGGUACCCGAGGCUGCAUUGGCCAGAACAUCGCGAUGGUGACGAUCAAGGUAGCGGUCAGCCAUCUGUACAAGACCUUCGAGACG